Molecule: messenger RNA, 5061 nt
Organism: Sciurus carolinensis (gray squirrel)
Lineage: Eukaryota; Metazoa; Chordata; Mammalia; Rodentia; Sciuridae
Gene: Surf6
Product: surfeit 6
Exons: 5
Coding region: 63-1133 (356 amino acids)
Biological process (GO): ribosomal large subunit biogenesis; ribosomal small subunit biogenesis
Cellular component (GO): nucleolus
Molecular function (GO): DNA binding; RNA binding
Source: RefSeq, a predicted model, not a curated record
CCUGGCGCGCGGCUGGACUGAGGUCGCCUCAGUAGCCGCCCUCGGCCCACGCGGGCGCCGCCAUGGCCUCCCUGCGCGCCAAGGACGCCUACCUGCAGGACCUGGCCCGGAAGAUCUGCGCCCCGCACGGCCCCGAGCCUCCGCGGCGCGGGCGAGCUAGCAAAAUUCAAGGUUCAGAAACUUCUGGACCCCCCAAAAAGAAAAGAAAGAAAACACAAAAGAAAUUCCGAGAACAGGAACAGAAAGCUUCUGAACACAAGGCCAAGACCCUUGGAGAGAAGUUUCCAGUGGCUCCUGGAACCAAGAAGCGAGCAGUGGCCAAAGGGGAGGAGGCUUCCAUCUCCACAGGGGCCCCUGCAGAUGGCCAGGCUGCAGCACCUGACUCUGUCUUUGCUCUGGAUGUCCUGCGCCAGCGGCUGCAUGAGAAGAUCCAGCAGGCCCGUGGCCAGGGUGGCACCAAGGAGCUUUCUGCUGCCACUCUGGAGAAGAGGCAACGGAGAAAGCAGGAGCGGGAGCGGAAGAAGAGGAAGCGGAGGGAGCUGCGUGCAAAGGAGAAGGCAGCAGCACAGGCCGUGGAGUCGGAGGAGGCAGCUGUGGCGCCCCCAGAGGCGGCCCACGCCCAGCUGCAGGAGCCAGCCCUGAUCUUCAGUAAGGUGGAGGUCAGUGAGGAGGAGCCGACCAGCAAGGCCCAGCGGCGGAAGGAGAAGCGGCAGAAGGUGAAGGGGAACCUGACCCCACUGACGGGCAAGAACUACCGGCAGCUGCUGGAGCGCCUGCAGGCGCGGCAGGGCCGACUGGAGGAGCUGCGGGAGCAGGACGCGGGGAAGGCCCGAGAGCUGGAGGCCAAGAUGAGGUGGACCAACCUGCUGUACAAGGCGGAGGGCGUCAGGAUCCGCGACGACGAGCGGCUGCUGCAGGAGGCCCUGAAGCGCAAGGAGAAGCGCCGGGCGCAGCGGCAGCGCCAGUGGGAGAAGCGCUCUGCCCAGGUGGUGGAGAAAAUGCAGCAGCGGCAGGACAGGCGGCGGCAGAACCUGCGCAGGAAGAAGGUGGCCAGGGCCGAGCGGCGCCUGCAGAAGGCCCGAAGGAAGGGCCGCGUGAUGCCCCAGGACCUGGAGCGGGCUGGCCUCGCCUGAGCAGCCAUCGCACACCUCCGGCCACGUGCCUGCUGCUCUUCUGUCCCUGGCCCGCCUCCGCAGUGCACCUUCCCCACCCUGGCGGCCAUCUCUGUGAGGCUCAGGGUUCCCAGGUGGUGCGUGGGCAGCAGACACCGCCCUAGCCUCCCAGAGCUUGGAUCUCUGAGGAAUGUGGCUUCCUGUUGUCCCUGAGCAGGGCCACAGCCUUUAGACCUGGGGAGGGGUGAGUCCGACUUCGUCCCUGUGUCCUCCCGUAGGGUGGGAGAGGCUGUCUGAAUCCUGCAAGUCAAGGAGGAGUCCUGGGGUGCCUGGAGGUGAGGUUGGUGGGGAGGUCCUCCUGCAGCCCCUCCUGCCUCUCCUGGGUUCCCAGGGGUCCUGGACAGGAAAAAGAGGGCCUUGGCCAACUGCCUGAUUAGUUCAGAACUCCUCAGGAAGGGAUGCAAGCCCAAGGGGUGACUGGCUCCCAUAACUGGGGGAAGUGGGGCCAGCCAGGCACAGCUCUUGCGGGCAGGAAGGCCGGGCCUCUUGGCACUGCCUGGCUCUUUCCUGUGCUCAUCUCCCUCCCCGCCUCCUCAGUAAUCCUAGGAUAAUGUUUUCCCAGCUCAAUCCCAAAGAGGGGAAGGGGCCUGCUCCUUCCCAGGCCCAUGGGGUGUGACUCAGGCUGAGUAGUCACCUCUGGGCGCUUGUUGACUCGAGGGCCAUGCAGUGGCCGUUGUGCCUCCACACCUGAAGUCAGGGCAGAGGGUUCACUGGGUGACGGGGUGGGGAGUGGGGAUAGGGACUGCAGAUGAGAGUCUGGAUGCAGAUGGGUGAGCACAGCUGGCGUUUCCUUGAGUGUCUUGGGGGAGGAUCCCCCACUGCCUGAACAGCUUUUCAGAAGUGAGCUGCUGGUGCUGGGGCAUGGUGACCCACACUGGUCAUCUCGGUACCAGGAGAUGGGCAGGAGCCGGAGGAUCAAAGCUUGGAGGCCAGCCUAGCAACUCAGCAAGACCUGCCUCUGAACAAAUGAAACAGUGAGAAGAGAAGCCGGGCAGCAGUCCAAUCCCCUGCACUAGACAGUGGGGUGGGGCUCAAAGGCUCUUCUUCAGUAGGAUAGGCAGAGCGCCACGCACAGUGAGAAGGCCAGGAGUGGGGUCUGUGGGCCUAGAGCCCACCUAGAGUGGGUUGGCGUCCUUGUGAAGGAGUGGGCUGGGUGCAACAGUUGGUAACCCCCAUCACUCCUGGCAUCUGCUCGGCCGCUGCACUCGGGCCCUGCUCUUCUGGCUGGAUGGCUCUAUCCAGAGACCGCUCAGUGAGAGGCACUGGGUCCUGGGGCUCUGCCUCCAGCAGUGUGUACUGAUCUGGCACUCUGCCCCAUCCUGCUUGCUGCUCGUGGUCAUCACAGGUGGUACCCCAGUAAACCUCUUGCAUCCCUAACUUGGCCUCUGUGUCUGUUUUUUAGUGGGACACAGCUUCCAGCAAAUGCCACGUGAGGUUUUGUUUUUCAGCACCAGGGAUUGAACCCAGAGGUGCUUACCCACUAAGCCACAUUCCUAGCCCUUUUUGUUUUUAUUUUGAGACGGUCUCACUAAGUUUCUUAGGGCUUCACUAAAUUGCAGAGGCUGGAUUAAAUUCGUAAUCUUCCUGCCUCAGCCUCCCAAGUCACUGGGAUUACAGGUGCACGUCACUGAGCCCAGCCCAAGUGAGAUUUAAACACCCCACACUGCUGGGUACAGAGGUGGCACCCCAGAACUUAAGAAUGGGUCUUUGUAGCUUUUCGUCCUUGGCCAGGGAAGGAAGACAUUCCUGUGGGGCAAGACGAGGUGACUGCUGGUUUUUCAACAGCAGCACAUGGCCAAACCAUUUACCCAUAUUUUGCCAUCAGUCUGUCCCAGCUAAGGACUCACGAGGGUGGAGGUGAAACUCCCUCCGACAGUUCCAGUGGGUUUCUUCUGGGACCUGGCCUGUGCCCCCCUUGCCUCUCCAGGCUUGCCUGCGCCCUCCCUGCCACACCUUGCUGCCCUCUGCUGACCCAGCCCAGGCCCCCAGCCACCCCGCCUUGCUUCCAUAAUAUUUCCUGUGCUGCAGGCAUCUUGCUGCUCUGCGUGGUUUCUUUAUCUCUUCCAGUGCCUAGCGGGGAGAGGGUAGUGGGCCAAGGUUGGGGUGUCUCCUAGUUCUGCAGGAGACGGUCAGGAGCAUGGCCACCUGUUCUGAGCAUCCCAGGCCUUCACUCACCACACCAUCCCUUUUCCCUGGCAGUGCCAGCUCCACCCCUUCCUCCCCACUGCCUUUCCCUAGCUCCCACGCUGCAUUGAGGUCCACGCCCUUGGUGGUUGCUGUGGGCUCCCCAGGCCUCUGUGACACCUGCCCAACCCUGGGGCAUCCUGCACAGUUGGCUUGUGUCUUAGAAUAUGGAGUGUUACUGGAACAUUCAAGGAUCAGUGAAACCAACAGAUGAGGGAUGACUGUCACAGAAAAUGGUUUGCUGCUCAGCCCCAAAGAAGAGUGGCAGGAGGCAGAGAGAAAGGGGCACCGUGGGCACUGGUCUCUUGGGUCAACAGGAAGAAGUGAGCAGGCUUAGGACUGGCUAACCUGAAAUAUUUCAGUGUGCUCUGGGGCACUGGGGCUGUCCCCAGGUGUCUGGUACAGGGCCAGUGGCAGAUACUGGAGACAAGUUUCCUUCUGCCUGAGGGCAUAUUUCAGGGGUCUGUUGAUAAGUCAUUUUCCAGGUGUACACACGGAAAGAUUUGAAACUGACCUGACACGCUCCUAUCAGCACAUGGAAGUUGAGCCUUUAAAAUUUUAGGUUUGAAUGUUUCUUUCACUCAAGUACAUUGGGUGUAGGCUGAAAGCUAAGGAUCCCAUCUCUUCUUUCACAAACAAUGGCGAGUCGCGGGAGCCUCAUCCACUCCAUCCCUCGCCUCCUGAUUGAGCAUUCCCUGCUGGUCAUCCUUUCUGUGCAUUCGCCCUAAUGUUACCCUACAAUCCCACUGGUCUGACUUGCUGGCAGUAGCCAGCCAAGCCCACACUGAGUGAGAUGCAGCUUUGUGAGGAAUUGAUCCCACCUAAUUCCUUUCUCCUUCAAUGUGUUUUUGGUAGCCAGGCAUGGUGGCAUAUCCCAGUGGCUCUGGAGGCUGAGGCAGGAAGAUUGCAAGUUUGAGACCAACCUCAGCAAUUUAACAAGACUUUAAGCAACUUAGCUAAACGCUGUCUCAAAAUAAAACAUAAAAAGGACUGGGGAAGGAGAUCCAAGAUGGCAGUUGAGUUCCUGGCGGCUCUGUGGUGUAAAACCAAGCAGCAGAUAGGCAGGUUCUUUGCAAGGUGGGUGAACAAAAGAAGGGCAGGGGGACUUUACUGGAACCUAAAACGACAUUCAAGCAGACCAGGGACACAGGAGGUUGGAUAUAAUCAAAAAGGAAAAAAUCCCCAGCAGCACAGCCACGGCCACGGUGGGGUCGGAAGCUCCAGGCGGAGGGGUUCCUCCACGAGCAGAGUAGAGGGACAGUGCAGUGGUGCCUCCCGCUCCUCCAAAGAUCUUAAGUGAGCUUCUCCAGGACCCCCACCAUAAUUGUUCUUCAACCAUCAGCAAGAAUUUCUGUAAAAGGGUUCAAAUGUGGUUAGACUUCCUAGUUCCUGUUGUUCUGUCUUGCAGUAACUAAAUUUGGCCACAGGCUUCAAGAUGUUAUUUCUGCUUUUGUGGUAAAGUGUGUAAAAAUCUCUGAAUAAUCAAAAAAAUUAGGAGGCACUCUGUGAACUCAAAGAAAAAAACCCUACUUAUAUGCAGACUUCUACAAAUUGUGAACCUCUGAGUCCUCCUCACCUUGCACAAUGGGUAUAAAGUCCUAAAAUUUUCUGGACUCAGGGUUCAGAGUGAAGAAUUGAUUUAGGAGAAAACCUCUCUCUGGACCAACUGUAGCCAAUAAACCUGCUUUCUGCUAAUUGCUCGGUG